GCAGCGCCUCCGCUUCUCGCCGGACUGGCCACCUGCACCAUCAGCAUCAGCAUCAGCACCUGCAGCUGCCAAAGCCAUCUUCUCACACGCAACAACAAGAGAUUCACUCAUUCCCUUGAUUGACAAACAAGUGCGGUCAUCAUGUCUCACUCAAAGGUCCGCUAACCUACCCACUCACAGAUGCACACACACACACACACAGGCACAUCCAUCCAUCCAUCCACAACUGGACCAUGCCCCUCACCCCCUCCCUGUCGGUCGACACGCUCAGCCGACAUUCGCCGGUCUCCGCGUCAUCUGGAUGACCAUGCCGGCCCUGACGCCCUUCUCCCCCACCGUCACGCCAGGCUGUGUCUUGUGCGGCAGCUCAUGGCCCGUCAUCAGGAACCGCAGCAGGUCCGUCGAGGGCGCCACGCCGCCCUCACUCUCACCCAGCUUGUUUGCGAAAGCUUGCGCGAAGUCGCCCAGUGUGGUGUCGACCGUCAGCUGGAUCUCCAUGGUGGAUCCCGAGCCCACCAUCUGGACCUUGACGGUGAAGGAGCCGUCCUCGUGCUGCGAAUGGUCGGUGUCGUCUUGUGUGGUGGGGUGGGCGGCGAUGUAGCCCUCGGGGUCGGCCAGGAAGGCGUGGAUCUUCUCCUUGAGAUCAGGCACUGACAAACAGACAGACAGACAGACAGACAGGAACGGACACGUGUGUGGUUGCGGGGUGUGUCUGUGUCUGUGUCUGUCCGUGUGUGUGUGUGUGUGUGUGUUGUGCUGACCUUCCUCUACGUCGUUCUUGGCAUCGAACAGCAUGCUGCCGCCCUUCUUGUAGGGGUCCUCGGCCUUCCCGUCAGGCCGCGUGAUCUUGUCCAGUGUCGUGCUGACACACAAGCCCAAGCCCAAGCAUGUGUGUGACAUACAUGUCAUGACACACGAGUGUGUCUGUCUGUGUGGGGUGGUCUGUGUGCCUUACUAGUCGACGACGGUGCCGGUCGGCAGCCGUCGAGGCUCCUUCAUGAUCUCACCCGUCAGCGAAUCGAUGAACUGAUUGAUGAUACACACAGGCCAGCAGCAACCACAAUCAUGAGGCAGGCCUCUUGGGUGUCUGUCACGCUGUGACAAUGUCGUGUACUGACCUCUGGCGGGGCCAUCUCGGUGAGCCGCAUUUCCUCACUGGCGCGCUCCUUGGUCUCGCGCAAGGUCGCGCCAAUCCUCGCUACCUGCAUAAUGGUCGAAUAAACAGCGAUGUCAUGACACAGGGGAGGGAGGAGUGGGCGCGGUCGGCCUCGCUGGCUGACCAUGCUGGCGAAUUUGUUCCAUGUUGCCCGAUCUAGCAACGACUCACGGUACAGGAUGUUUCCUACACGCAAGGAGGGGAAGGGGAGAAUGGGUGGACAGUGAGAGUGGAAUGAAAGAGCACUGAUUGCGUCGCCCCCAGCUGUUCUGUUCUGUGCGGCGUACUUGCUUUGUGGAAGGUGUCAAUGCGGAAGUUGCGAUCGUCCAUCUGCACCUGCACACACCACACACCACACCAUCUGCCUUGCCGCAUCUCCCUCCUCUUUAUCUCACCCUCUCGAGGAACUUGUCGGCCGACAUGGGCGUCUUGUGCGUCGAUGUGGCGGCCGCACCGGCGUCGAACUGGCCGUGACUGAAGAGGUCCGCAUACAUCUGCCCAACCCAGCCGAGCAUCUCACGAAUGUUGAGGCCAUAGCGCUCGGGGUGCGAACACUGUGCUCACACACACACACACACACAGACAGGUACGGUAUCCGAUGUGCGCAUGUGGGGCACUGCGUGUUGACCUUGAGGUUGAGAGCCUGCGGCCCGACGAGUCGUGUGAUGAUCAUGUUGAGCACCCGCACCACCUCGUCGAAGAGGGCCACGCUCUCCGUCAUGAGCACCGACACGUGGCGGCCGUAUUGACGCACCACGAAGUGCAACGUCUCUAACAACUUGACGCCCGUCUGGUGUGCACACACCACACCACACGAGACACACUAUGGCAUAUGCCGCCCCCGUGUGUGCGUGUGUGUGUGUGUGUGGAUGUGUUGCGAACCGGCAGCUGGUAGAGUCCGUUUCGAUGCUCUGGCGAGAGUUGCUGUAUGGCUUGCUGCGGAUUGACGCCGCCGUCCUGCAGCCUGCAGAACACGCAACCCAACACCACACACACACACACACACACAGACACACAUAUAAGAUUUCGCCCCCCGUCGGUGCUCAUUCUGUCUGCCCCGUUGUCAUGCCACUGACCUCUUCAACUCGGCUAUGGCGUCCAGGCCCUCCUCGACGUAGCUGAUGGCGUCCUGGCAUAUGCUGCGGACGAACGCCGCCAUCUUCAUCGGCAUCGCGUCAAACGACCUGGUCACCACGUCGCGGAAGAUCUUGAUCUCCUUGACAAUCUGCCAAACCACACACACACAGAGCAACAGAAUGCAGCCACUCACUCUGUCGGCCGCUUCCUCCCUCCGUCCCGUGCUCACCCGAACGAACAGCCGAGCGCCAUCCGAUUUGGCCUCGACGUUGCCCACCUACACGAAUGCAUAUCGACACGUCAUUCAUCGGCCAAUCUCACGCACACAAGCUGUCCCCCCUCUCUGACAACACGAAGUACAAGAGUUGCUGACCCACACAUUUUCCCAAAUGAUGCCCUCCCGCUGCUGGAAGGUGAAGUAGGUGAUGAUGGCCGGGAUGAGGUGCGCGUUGGCCAGCACGCUGUCGCCCAGCUGGCGCGUCCAGUGUGGGUCACUCGAGAACAGCAUCGACUCCAGAAGCCCCUAUAUAUGUCGAAACCAAAAUGGCAGGUGGGGUGCCAUGGGGUGGAUGUGCCCUUUUGUGGCUUACGAAUGCCUUCUUGAGGACAUCCACCCGUCUGAAGUAGCUGGGGGCGCCGACGAUCAGCAGCACGAACGCGAUGACGAGCUGCGGGUCCAGCACGCUGCGGUCGGCCGCCGUGUGAGAGUGGAAGACGAAGUCCACGCCCACGAGUGUGUCCAUCACCAGCCACUCUGGCAAGAGCAUCAGCUCCACCGGCCCGCGGCUCUCCUCACCGUUGUCCAGACACUCCACGGCGACGACCCCCUCCGACAGCUUGUCUUCGUCGAGAGUCGCCAGGUCAGCCUGCUCCUCGUCCAUCAGCCACUUCAGCAAGCUGUCGUACUUGGGAGGGCAGGGGGGGAUGGGCGUGUCGGGCGAGCGGAGCAGCCUGAAGGGGUCCGGUGGGGAGCUGGGAUGGGGCCGUGGUGACGUGGGUGACAGUGUGGGCGACGUUGGUGCCUCGCUGCUGCUGCCCUCGGUGGUCUGUUGGUGGAUGUAGUAGUGCAGCGAUGGGACGAAGUGCGCUCGGUAGGCCUGCUGCACGAUGAACGCCUGCAACGGGGAAGAAGCGGAAGACAUCAGUCCCAUCGAUGGACACCUGCCUGUGCAUUGGAUUGGCCGGCCUACCAUGGCCACAUUGAGCCAUCUGGCCGUCUCGCUGAGGAACACCGUGUCCCGCAGCACCGCACUGUAGGCCAGAUUCAGCGACUUGAGGGGCUCCACACACGACCGCUCCACGUCCACCCGCUCUCCAGCCGUGGCCGAGGCAUGUCUCCCCCGGCCGCCCGCCACAGACUGCAGCAGGCUGCUCACUGACGCAAUGUGGCCCUGCUGCCGCAUGGCGGGGAUGAAGGCCAGCGAGAAGGUCUUUGCCGUGAGCCAGAAGAGCUCCGUGAUGGGGGCGGGCGGGGGCGCGUCGGCGUGGGUGCGGCGGAGGCGCUCGUCUGUGAGGGUGAGAAGGGUCUGUGCUGCCUGUGUGGAGAUGCGGUCGAGCCGGAGACGGGUGACGCGCUCGUUGCCGGUGGGGUGCUGUCGGACAGGCAGAGGGAAAAGGCACACUCCACUUCACUUUAUCGGGCCUCAUGCACUCGAGGGACAUCUCACCCUGAUCGUGUCGGACAGACGCUUCACAUCACCGCUCGCAUACCACCUGAGAGACCAAUCCAGCCAGCCAUCCAUCCAUCAGUGUCGUUUGUGUGUGUGUGUGUGUGUGAUCUCUGUCUGCUAAAGCAACGACCUACCCGAGUCGGUUGUUGUGGAUGAUUGUGUAGAGUGGGUCGACCUUGGACACCAGCCCAGCGACCCCCGUCUGCCCCCUGUUGACCUCGUCCUGCACCAGCCGCAUGAAACUCCACUGCACGUUCAGCAGGCAGCCGGUGGUCGCAGGCAUGGUCACCGCCAACACGUCACGAGGCACCGGCGUGGACUCGCCUGCACACACACACACACACACACACACGUGUGGAUGUCCCGCUCUCCAUCUGUUUGGGUGUCAAUGGCUCACGUCUCCAUCUGUCCGACACAGCGAAUUCUGAGGCAUAUUGAGAUGCGGCAAGUAUGCCCUGCAGCCAGUCGAGGAGCAUGGCCUGAGGCGACCCGAACUGGGGGGAGGGUGAUGCCGGCGCCGACGAGUGCCACAUGGGUCUCAGGAAGGUGGAGUGGUUGAGGUCCGCCAUCUCGGCCAGACGGUUGGACACGAACUGCAUGUCGUCGCUGCAGCAACAGUAGGCAAUCGUUGAGAACCGCACUCAUUUGUGUGUGUGUAAAAACCGACCGGAGCCUGGGGCUGUGUGGGUCGAGAUACCGCCGUGCAGCCAUGCUUUGGUCGUGCACUGCGGCAAUCAGACUGACGACUCACCUCAAACAGCAGCACACAAGUGAGUGAGUGAGCGAUGGAAUGAAUGCACCAGUGGCCAGACAUAGUACAUACAAGCGGCUUACGGUCUCAGUGUCGGCACCCGUGCCAUGAGCCACUCCUCUCGGUGCUCUGCCCCAAUGCGGCCAAUGUCGUGCAGAAUCGCAGACAGGAACUCGUCGAGUCGGUGGGCCACCUGGGGGAUGGCGUCGAUCGUGCUGGUGGCGAACAAGGCGCCUGACACACAAGCAAGCGGGCGACAGACAGGGCUGUUGUUGUUCUGUGCGCACCGAAUGUGACGAUAGAUGUCUUCCUUCCUGUCUCGCCACAUCACACAUACCAAGUAUGCUCCCAUAUUGGUAGUCGCGCACAGGGCGGCCCUGACGAGGUACUGUCUUGAUGUCGGAUAUGAAGGAGCUCGCCGCGUGCGGCCCCGCAAUCCGAAACACACGCUGCACACAGAGAGAGAAUGACACAUAACAGGCCCGGCCCGCCCGGGGUGUGGGUCCCUGGCGUACCUGGAACUGGUGGUAAUUGCCGCACUCCCCGGGGAGGCCCCACACGGGAUCGCUCGUCGGCCCCAGCUCCAGACGCUGCUUCGACUGGUCACUCUAAAGACACACAGAGAGAUCAACAGCAGCGCCAUUUCCCCCACCGCCCGCAAUACCUCGUCAUCACACUCACCGUGUAUGUCACGAACUUCUCCGAGAGUGUCUGAAGGAUGACGGCCAGCACCCAGCUGCGGUUGAUGGCUAUGUCGUCGGGGGAUGACCCGGUGAGCAUCGUGGGCGGCUCUCCGGCAGGCAGCCGGCUGAUGAGUGCACUGAACGUCACCGUGUCGAUCUCGCCCGACCGCAGGCAAUCGAGCAGGACGUCCGACGCCUGCACACAGACAGACAGACACCACACAGAUAAGGCCACACGUACUGCGGAGUGGAUGAGGUGGUGGCGUUGAUACCUCUUGUAUGGAGGCCGCUCGUGUGAUGACCUCCGCGGCCGUGCCGAGCAGCAGCUCCUUCCACUCGCGCAGCUUGACCUUCAGACGCGCAGACACACCCCGCACCCUGCACAAGUAACAGCAGUUGGGUGCAUUGCAUGCUGCGCGGAGCGCUGCGUGAGUGAGUGGCGUGUUUACUGGUUCAGCUCUCGCUCCACGGCCCGCAGGAUCUUCACCCACGACAACAACUGAUUCGUCAGACUCUACACGGCACGGCAAGAAGGAAAGGGGCACCACACACACAGAGGGCCUUCCACGCCACGUGGUGUCGAGAUGACCAUGCGUCAGUCACAGAAGUACCUUAGAACUGAGAUGCGUCUUCAUCUCAUCGAUGGCCCCCUGGUCCAGCUUCCGCAUCUCACCGCCAGAUGUCGCCGCGAUCCCCAGCGUGCGGUACAUGACCUUCUGCACCAUAGCGUCCUCCUCCCUCGCACGAUCGGCCUCAUCCGUCGACGCCGUCGAGCUCGACCGCAACUCCCGCGACGGCUGCUGCUGCUGCUGCUGCUGGCUGGUGUCUUGUUCACGCUUGGUGUCGGCUCGGUCCUGCUCGAGUGCCGCCAAGCGGCGGUCUCGCACCUCCUCGUGCGACGGCGGGCGAGCUUUGGGAGUCGCCUUGGGGCGAGCGGCACUGGCGGCGCUGCUAGGCUGCUCCUUGGCCGGUGCUGGUGUGGCCUCCUGCUGCUGGGCGGCGGCCUGUUUGCUGCGGCUUUCGAGACUGUCGAGGCGUCGCUGGCGGAUCUCCUGGGCGGAGAGACCGCUCUGAGUGGGCUGGGGUGCCUGACGGGAGGCGUGGGGCUGGGCUGGUUGGUCAGUCGCCUCCCGGUCUUGGGUGGGCUGCGGUGCCGUGCCACCAUGAUGUGGGUCGAGUAGCCGCAGUCGCUUGGCACGCACCUCCUCGGGAUCUGCACAGACGCACACACGGUACGGUCCAUAGCAGACAGACAGACGGACAGACAGACCCGCACACCGUGACACAACAGUGUGGCGGAUGGUGCACCUUCCCGUGUGGUGGCAUGCUGACCUGGUUGUUGGCUCUUCUUGGCGGCAUCUUCGCCGCGGUUGCCAAACAGCCAACUCCACAUCAAAAAUGCGACACAAACGGCAACAAGGACUGAGCGGAUGAAUCGAGCACACACCAAGCACAGAACCGCACGACGCUGCAGUGCUUUCCAUGAUGCGUGUGUCUGGUUCGUUGCUUACACAGCACAGGGAGGUAUGCGAACGACGAGAACGCUCCUGGGAACGCGCCUUCCUCCCCUACAGGCGACUCGCUGUGGCUGUCAACGCUGAGAUUUGAUUUCCAAUACUCAUCCACAAUAGCUUCCUGACCCAUAAUCGUGGGGUGUUGGCUUAUGCGUUUGGGCUUC
This is a messenger RNA of Vitrella brassicaformis, 7015 nucleotides long. The record is from the annotation of a GenBank genome assembly. NCBI's taxonomy places the organism in Eukaryota, Vitrellaceae.